UUGGCUGUUUGGGUCCUUUUCCUUGCACGAGGAUACCCUCAUGCGCCUGUGACCAGCGUCUGCUCCAGUUUUUACUGUUUAUACUCUUUAAACCCAACCCGACCUUAUGGACACCGAUAAAAAUCCCACUGCAGAGGCUGGGCCAGCCAUGGAGAGUACUGAGGACUCAGAAUCUUUCACAAAAGUUAAGUCUAAAAAGACUCAGAAACGGAAACGUGAAAAAGAUGGAGCCGACAUGGACACAGAAGAGUCCGUGCCAGUUAAACGGCCGCAGUUUCCUCCUAUUUCAGGCGACAAAUUAAGGGGACCGGAUCAGAUGCGUAAGAUUGCAGUCCCAGCUCACAGAUACACGCCGCUGAAGGAAAACUGGAUGAAGAUCUUCACUCCUAUUGUAGAGAACCUACAGCUUCAAGUCAGAUUCAACCUCAAAUCUAGGAAUGUGGAAAUCAAAACAUGCAAAGAAACGCAGGACAUCGGCUCCCUCACGAAAGCAGCAGACUUUGUUAAAGCGUUUGUUCUGGGAUUCCAGGUUGAAGACGCCCUGGCUCUCAUCAGAUUAGACGAGCUUUUCCUUGAAACCUUUGAUGUCACAGACGUGAAACCGCUGAAGGGAGACCACUUAUCCAGAGCCAUUGGAAGAAUAGCGGGGAAGGGAGGAAAAACCAAAUUUACCAUCGAAAACGUCACAAAGACUCGGAUUGUGCUGGCUGAGACAAAAGUUCACAUAUUAGGGUCUUUCCAGAAUAUCAAGAUGGCCCGGACAGCGAUAUGUAACUUAAUCUUAGGAAGUCCACCUUCAAAGGUUUAUGGCAACAUCAGAGUGGUGGCUAGCAGGACCGCAGAGAGAUUCUGAAGUGUGAUUGGCUGCUGUGUAUAUUUAUCUCUUCUCCCAUUGGCUGGUGGAACUCCCACUUUGAUCUUUGUCAGCUGAGACUGUUGACUGCUUUAUGAACUGGUACCUCUUCUGUCAUGGCCUCAUGUUUUCAGUGGUUAUUGAAUCACCUGGAUAGGAGGAAUAAAAUUUGAAUACAUGUAUUUACAGAAUUCUUUCUGAAUGUAUGAGUUUGUAAAUAAAAUAGAUGAUGGAUAGUGA
This is a messenger RNA of Mugil cephalus (flathead mullet), 1093 nucleotides long. It is a transcript of the gene pno1, whose product is annotated as partner of NOB1 homolog. Bases 107 to 853 code for a protein of 248 amino acids. NCBI's taxonomy places the organism in Eukaryota, Metazoa, Chordata, Actinopteri, Mugiliformes, Mugilidae. Gene Ontology annotation, cellular component: nucleolus. Gene Ontology annotation, molecular function: RNA binding. The transcript has 7 exons. The record is from RefSeq and is a predicted model, not a curated record.